This is a messenger RNA of Rattus norvegicus (Norway rat), 1581 nucleotides long. It is a transcript of the gene Arxes2, whose product is annotated as adipocyte-related X-chromosome expressed sequence 2. The record is from RefSeq and is marked inferred. Gene Ontology annotation, cellular component: signal peptidase complex; endoplasmic reticulum membrane; membrane. Gene Ontology annotation, biological process: protein maturation. NCBI's taxonomy places the organism in Eukaryota, Metazoa, Chordata, Mammalia, Rodentia, Muridae.
AUUCCGCGCGAGCCACAGGGAGGCAGAAGGACCGCGGAGCCAACAGCACGCCAGUGCCGAGCCUGCAGGCGCCAGCGGAGCCCGCGUGGAGGGAGCCGCCGAUUGAUCCUGCAAGAUGAACACCCUGCUGUCCCGGGCCAACUCGCUGUUCGCCUUCACGCUGAGCGUCAUGGCGGCGCUCACCUUGGGCUGCAUCCUCACCACCGCCUUCAAAGACAGGAGCGCGCCCGUGCGCCUGCACGUCUCCAGGAUCCUGCUCAAAAAAGUGGAAGACUUCACUGGACCCAGAAAGAAGAGCGACCUGGGCUUCAUCACAUUCCACAUCUCUGCGGAUCUGGAGAAGACUUUCGACUGGAACGUCAAGCAGCUCUUCCUUUAUCUGUCGGCAGAAUAUUCCACCAAAAGCAACGCUGUGAACCAGGUGGUCCUCUGGGACAAGAUCCUUCUGCGAGGCGAGAACCCCAAGCUGAACCUGAAAGACGUCAAAAGCAAGUAUUUUUUCUUUGACGAUGGACACGGUCUCAAGGGAAACAGGAAUGUCACUCUGACUCUCUCCUGGCAAGUUAUACCGAUUGCUGGGAUCCUGCCUCUUGUGACUGGAUCUGGACGCGUGUCUGUCCCUUUUCCAGAUUCCUAUGAAAUAGCCACGACUUUUUGAAGAACUCUCUCUCUUUGCCUCGGAAAUGGGACAUGUGUGUACCUAAGGAAUCGUGGUUUAAAACUGUCAAGAAUUUGAAGAAACUCGUGCUGUAACAAUUUAUGUGUUGCAUUCGUGCAUGUUUACAGUGAAUGUGGUUUAGAAGCAGACGUUUGUUCAUCUCUUGUAAAGCAUGCUUGAUUCCUGGCCGGGGGGGGGGGGGGGCAGUUCAUGUGAUCAUUUGUUAGAUACCGGAAGUGGUGGAAAUAAGGUGGCUAACAAGUUUUCCUGAAGAGUGAAUAUUUGUUUAGUUUGGAAAUCACUGUAACACAGUUAAUGGCUGAAUGUCUGAGAAAUAACGAGUCUUUCCAGGUUUUCCCUACAAAUGUUUUAUGUGUUUUACAUUUUUUUGAAAAAAGUAAUGUUUUAACAUUGUCAGUGAAAGUUGAAAAUAUUUGCAUGAUUUCUCCAUUGAGUGAAGCUUGUUUCAGUCUGUAUGCUUACUACCACUAGGUGCUAAUUAUGUACAAUUCUUUGCAAGUCUCUCUUUUAAUGACUAUUGGAGUGAUAUUAGCUCUCAUAGUUUAAUUUUUCAUUUACAAACUCUCUUCUAUGUUAUUGUUUUCUAUUACCAAUAAUCUCGGGAUGUAUGUAAUAGCAACAUGGGCUCUUUACAAAUGAAGACCGAGGAAUCAUUUCAAGCUUAAAUAGCUAGCAAAACAUGGAGUCAAACUUUAAUCUUGGAUAACUUCAUUCUGUAAGUUUAGUCCAUCCCUUAUCCCUGAGAUGACAUCAUGGUACAAUUUCAUUUGUAACUUGCAUUGUAUUUUUGUAACCCUGAAACCCUUUGUCUUGAUGUUUCUGAUUUUAUGUAAAAGUAGCUUGUGUUCAAGUUGAAAAAAAAAAGGAAAAACUUCUGUAGAAAUAUAUCUCCUUUCACUCUC